UCAAUCAUCAUUUUUUUUAAUGUUAUUAAAAAAAUAGAAAUAAAAACAAAACAAAAAACAAAAUAUAAAAUAUAAAAAAUAAAAAAAAAGUAAAAGAAUUAAAGUUAAUUAUAAGUUAUGUAGCAAUUAAAAAACCUAAUCAUAUCGUGUCAUAUAUCCAGCGUUUCCUUACAUCAAUCAUCCACUCUCAUCUAUCUUCCCUUGUUUUCUCUUCCCCUCUUCCCCUCUCCCCUCUCUAUCAUCCCAAUAUUCCUUUUCUCAGACCGUCCAAAUUUUCCCCAGAAAAUCAAAACUUUCCCAGAAAACCCAAAACCCCUUAUCCUCAACCCAGAUCCAAAGAUCCCCUCCAAUCCUAACAUCACUUUCUUUCUUACCAAAAUUCAUAUUUGUUCCUUUUUUGGCCGUGAAUAUCUCAAGCGGUAGAUUCCUUUUCGACUUCAAAGUCCCAUCCAUUCUUUUCCCACGCUGAAUUUUUUUUUCCAUUUUACAUGAAAAUAAUUACGCAGCGAAGAAACCCUUUCUCCACAUUCUUGCCCUCAUCUCCUUUCCCGAGAAAAAUGCCUUUUUGAUGACCCCAAAAUUUUGUUCUGGCUCCACUGUUUAGUGGGUUUCCUUUAGAUUUUCAAAUCUUGUAUCAGUUUGGUGUGUACUAUACUAUAGGUUUAAGCAUUCUUUUUGCAAGCUUGAUAUGUAGAAUAAGAAUUUCUGGACAUUCCAUCCAUGCUGAAAUUUGGUGGAUCUGAGAUUGCAUAGAAACAAUUAACUCAGCAGUGGAUUAGGAGUUUGACUCGGAUUGUUGAUGAGCUAUUUGAGCAGUGGGAAACGAUUGGGAUCAUAGUUUAGAGUGGAUUGGGUUCUAAUUUAAGGAGGUGAAGUGGGGUUUUGGGCUUAUUGUGUAUUUGAUUGGGAAUUCAGAUCAUGGAGCAUGUUAUUGGUGGAAAGUUCAAGCUAGGACGUAAGAUCGGUAGCGGAUCCUUUGGAGAACUUUACUUGGGCAUUAAUGUACAAACUGGAGAGGAGGUGGCUGUCAAGCUGGUUAUCCAUGCUGGUGGAAGUAGUUGACAGAUAUUCAAGACAGUGGAGAAAUGGGAGGAGCUAGUGGAGAUGCUUUUUAUGAGUGUGCAUAGAAUUUUGUUUGGUUUAAGUUUACCGAAGGUUAAGAAACAAAUUGGGCCCCCCUUUGUGAUUGGCUUGAAAUUGAAGGAAUCCGUGAAGACGAAACACCCUCAGCUUCAUUAUGAGUCAAAGUUGUACAUGCUUCUUCAAGGAGGAACGGGUGUACCCCAUCUUAAAUGGUUUGGAGUUGAAGGUGAAUACAAUGUCAUGGUUAUUGACCUUCUUGGGCCAAGCCUAGAAGACCUGUUCAACUAUUGCAAUCGGAAGUUCUCUUUGAAGACAGUUUUGAUGCUUGCAGAUCAAUUAAUAAACAGAGUUGAGUACAUGCAUUCACGGGGAUUUCUUCACCGUGAUAUAAAGCCUGACAACUUUUUAAUGGGUCUGGGACGCAAAGCUAAUCAGGUAUAUAUCAUUGAUUAUGGCCUUGCAAAAAAGUAUAGAGAUCUUCAAACGCACAAGCACAUACCAUACAGGGAAAACAAGAAUCUGACAGGAACAGCUCGCUAUGCAAGUGUUAACACUCACCUUGGUGUUGAGCAAAGCAGAAGAGAUGAUCUUGAAUCUCUUGGUUAUGUGCUUAUGUAUUUUCUGAGGGGGAGCCUUCCCUGGCAGGGCUUGAAAGCAGGUACUAAAAAGCAGAAAUAUGACAAGAUCAGUGAAAAGAAGAUGCUUACUCCAAUUGAGGUUCUCUGCAAAUCAUAUCCAUCAGAAUUCACGUCAUACUUCCAUUACUGCCGAUCAUUACGCUUUGAAGAUAAACCAGAUUAUUCAUACCUGAAGAGGCUUUUCCGGGACCUUUUUAUUCGAGAAGGAUAUCAAUUUGACUAUGUAUUUGAUUGGACUAUAUUGAAGUAUCCGCAAAUUGGCUCCAGUUCUAGAUCACGACAGCCAAGUGCAAAACCAGCUUUAAACCCUGGACCAUCUGCAGAAAGAACAGAAAGGCCUUCAGCAGUGGCACAAGAUUUUCGAGAUAGAUUCUCAGGUGCAGUUGAGGCAUUUUCUAGAAGGAAUAGUUCUGGUCAUGGUUAUGGUGAUCACUCGAGACAUAGACUGACUGAUGAUGCUCCGUCGUCCAAAGAUGUGCAACCUGAUUCAGAAAGGGCUCGUAGUUCAUCUAGAAAUGGCAGUACCUCAAAGAGGCCUGUCAUAUCAAACAGCCGGCCAAGCUCCUCUGGUGAGCCUAGCGAAAAUAGGUCAAGCCGUCUAGUCUCAAGUAGUGGUCGCUUGUCCACCGCCCAAAGGAUUCAACCUGGGUAUGAUUCCAAAACAUCUUUCACCCGAACUGCAGCCGCAAGAGGCGGCCGUGAUGAUACGCUUCGGAGCUUUGAACUCCUUUCAAUUGGCACGGGAAAGAGGAAAUGAAGCCUGAUCCAUCUGAUAAAAUGCUUGUGUCAAGAUUCCUUUUGUAGUAUCUAUCAAAGAUGUCAGCACUAUAAUGGUUUUACAAGAGUUACUCUGUAUAUGUGUAUCCAUUGUUGGGUUCAUUCACAGUUGAAAAGCUCAAUGAAGUUUCACCUUAGAACUAUCCCUGUUUCACCAUCUUCAUGGAUUCUUGCCAUUCUGAUGCAUCGGAGACUCACCCAAGAAAGAGAUUUAACCAUCUCACUUCAGGGAGUUGUCUAUAUAUUUGAGAUACUGGUAGCUGUAAUAAGUACGUCUUUCAUGAUUUUUCUUCACCAGAAGAUAAUAACUUUGCUUAAAAUACGUGCCUUGAGCUGCUUCAUGUGCAUUAUUUUAUAA
This is a messenger RNA of Prunus persica (peach), 2856 nucleotides long. Its product is annotated as casein kinase 1-like protein 10. Lineage: Eukaryota; Viridiplantae; Streptophyta; Magnoliopsida; Rosales; Rosaceae. Gene Ontology annotation, biological process: signal transduction; endocytosis; peptidyl-serine phosphorylation. The transcript has 15 exons. The record is from RefSeq and is a predicted model, not a curated record. Bases 1105 to 2478 code for a protein of 457 amino acids. Gene Ontology annotation, cellular component: cytoplasm; nucleus. Gene Ontology annotation, molecular function: protein serine/threonine kinase activity; ATP binding.